Anopheles merus is the source of this 1779-nucleotide messenger RNA. RefSeq lists its product as uncharacterized. Bases 166 to 822 code for a protein of 218 amino acids. NCBI's taxonomy places the organism in Eukaryota, Metazoa, Arthropoda, Insecta, Diptera, Culicidae. The record is from RefSeq and is a predicted model, not a curated record. The transcript has 4 exons.
GGAGAGAGAGUUAAUGGAGAAUUAGAAUCUUGGAAGUACUAUAAACAUAAAGAUAGGAAUUUCUCAUUAAAAUUGCUUUGAGAUGUGCUAAUGAAGGGAGAAAAGUCAUAUAAAAGCACUGAAGCUGACUAGUCUGAGCGAGAGACAUUCAUCACUACUCGGACCAUGGACAUCUGUUUGUUUGUUCUCUUAUUUGGAACCGUCACCUUGUCUGUUCUUCCUUACAUCCAAGCUGAUAGUCUCGUUGUAAUUUCCAAGCGCUACAGCAACAACUCCUACUCCUGCUUCGUACGCCACACCAAGGACGGUCUCGAGUAUCAUUUGGCCUACAAUGUGUGCAUCUUGGACCCCUCCACCAUCAACAAUGGCACUGCAGUUCCCAACAAUCUGGUAGGAUCGCUCCACUGCCUACUCUACGAGUGUACCUUCACCGCCGCCGAGCUGAUGUCUGCCGAUGGCCAGCUGGAAUGCUUCCGUCAUAUAUACACACCACCCGCGCCAGUGCUCGAUCGUUUCACCACCUACAGAAAGUGGCCUGGUACGCCGUUCUCGAUACCGCGAGAGAGACGACUUGGGCGCACGAAGCGUGACUUCAGUUGGGUCACCUUCUUGGAGAAGAUCUCGUUCAUGGGACGGCAUCAGAGCACGGUUAGCAAGCAGAAUGAAGCGUACUUUCAUUACAACUUUAUGAACAAACCAUCGAGUGGUGGUGGAGGUUCUGUUGGAGGUAAUCGUCCAGUACAGCCAUCUCCGCCGGUUGCCGAUACCACUACACCAGCCAUACCAGGACCACCGAUUGAACCGUUGGUUGCAGAAGCUUAGCAGGCGUUGGAAAAUGAAAUACAUAAACAGUGGUUCCAAAACAGUGUUUUCAAUGCUUCCAGGAACACAAAACAUCGCUGGAGGACUUCAAUUUUUACACCAAUUCGAACAAAAGUCAAGAUCUCUUUAGCUAGUUACAACCGCUGCUUCCAAGUUCCCCAACCCUGGACUGACACGCUAAAACGACAUUAGCCUCGAAAAACUGUCAACUCGCCUCCAAUUGCCGCCUUCUAAUCUAAAAUGGGAAGAGCGUGAAAGGUGUUGCAUUUCACAGCGCAUGACACCUGUCUUCCUCCCACAUCAAAAACCUGAAACGAAACGGCUGCAGCUCCGAUAAGACCCGCCACUUUUUCUACGCCAAAAACACUGUUCAGGGAAAAUUGCCUGCACCAUGUUAUUCAUAAAUUAUUGUAAGUCUUUCUGAAAAAAAAACCGGUCCUAAAACCACCGACGGGUGUAGUUAUCAGUUCCGACCUGUGACGCUCCGUUUCUCCGUACGUGGACGUAUAAAGCGAUCACUCGCACCUCACUCAAGUGUCAGUGUGUUCUGUGUUGUUCUAUUCAUACCACAUCAACUCGUAAGCUCGUUCGUUGCCAUGGAAAUCAUUUGCUUGAAACGGUGCUGGCUUUCGAUGCUACUGCUAGCGAUGCUGAUGGGAGUGAUCUGCACCGGUGCACCGUUUCAGUGUGACGAAGGAGCAGAAGAAAAUGCGGAGGAAACGUACGGAAAGCUGCAAUCAAUUCCACCAUCCACUACCGAGUUUGCUGGUCUGCAAGACGAACCGGUAGGCUUUGUGCCUUCGAAAUCGCAGCACGACAUGCUGAAGUCCCGGAACUCUAAAUUUCUCGGUGUAGAUCGCAGCUCGGAAGAGGAAUGAUUGGGGAAGAUCGUGACGUAGGAGGGGGAAUAAAGCAAGUGUGGUCUCGUCUUACCUCAAAUACAUGAUUUUUGAAUGA